UUCUUGUUUCAUUUUACUGCUUCUCACAUACGGGUUUUGCUCCGGGCUUCAGGACCCAGCUAAAUUAAAUCUUUUUACAGACUAUUCCGACACGAUCAAACAAAGAAUGACCUGAGUAUCGACUGGUUUGGACCCACGUCACUUUGAGGAGGACGUGAUCGGCAGCGACGAGGGAAGGCCUGUCAAGAGACGAUCGACUCGGCACUUGUAAUUCACGGAGAGAUUCGUCUGACGACGCCCUUUUGGAAACGACUAUGACGGCCGAAUUCGACGGUAGCAUCUACCGUAAAAGGAUCUUGCUGACCGGUGGGGCCGGAUUCAUUGGUGGUCACGUGACUUCUAAUCUGGUUGAGAGGUAUCCAGAAUAUUACAUUGUGAAUUAUGACAAGCUGGAGUACUGCUCGUGUUUGAAGAACUUGGAAAAAAUAGCUUCAAAGCCGAAUUACAAAUUCAUUCAUGGAGACAUCUGCGACGGGGACAAACUCCGCCACGUACUCCAGCGAGAGCGCAUUGAUACGGUCCUGCACUUUGCCGCCCAGUCACAUGUUGAUAACUCCUUCAGGAGUGUCGACAACUUCAUCCGGAGCAACGUGCAAGGUACCGGAUCGCUGCUGGAGGCAGCCAAGCAGUACGGCGGUAUCUCCCUCUUCUUGCACGUCAGCACAGAUGAGGUCUACGGUGGUAACAGUAAAGUGGCAUUAACGGAGGAGGCGCCCCUCAAUCCUACCAACCCUUACUCCAAGUCCAAAGCCGAGGCGGAGAUCAUCGCCAAGAUGUACUGGGACAAGUAUCGGUUCCCAGUCAUUAUCACACGGGGCAACAACGUCUACGGCCCCCACCAGUUCCCCGAGAAAGUCGUGCCCAAAUUUAUCGGGCUGCUGCUGCGAGGCAAAAAGUGCUGCAUUCACGGGGACGGUACCUGCACCCGCAAUUUCAUGUACGUGCAGGACGCCGUGGAAGCCUACCUGACCGUGCUGCACAAGGGAGAAGUGGGAGAGAUCUAUAACAUCGGCACGGAAUUCCGUAUAUCCGUCAACAGCCUAGCCAAGACCCUAACCAAAAAGAUUCGAGGCCAGAGGAAGGACGACAACGAUGUUGAGGAUCACAUGGAAUUUGUAAAGGAUAGGCCGCACAACGAUAAGGACUAUCCCAUUGACUCUUCCAAGCUGCGAAGUCUUGGCUGGCAUCCCAAAAUGCCCUGGGAUAAAGGACUCGAUACUACGAUCGAAUGGUACCGGCAUAAUUUCUCCAACUGGGGCAAACUGUCAGAGAGGGCGCUAGUCCCUUUCCCUGAUGUCAUGGGCGACACUAUCAAAGAGAACGGAGACGAUCAACCGGAAAUGUGAUUGGCCUGAGGGUUCGACUGACGCCACAGCAGUGGAAGCUUCGGGGGUGUAUUUGUUCAGUGCAUCUUGGGUAAUUCAGAUUGCCGAAGGUAAUUCAUUAUUUAAAAAAAAAUUACAAUACUUACGUAAGAAAAUGACGCCCUUCACUGACAAGAAUUAAACAAUUAUCAGCACGAACUUACAACUGAUAUUGAGGAAAUAAAAUUCCGUUGGAAAUCGACUGAAAUUAGAAAUUUACAAUGGAAGCAUGGGAUGUAAUUCCAAAAGGGAAAUGACUGCAAAUAUGCAACCAAUGUGUGCCUAUAAUCUUCAAAUUUGUGACAAUGUCGAACUGUAAUCACAGAAUAAAUUUUUUUCAGUGUUUGACUUUGCCCUUGAUUCGGGGAUAUGUCAAAUUCAUUACAGGUUUAUUAAAUACGAACUAAGAUGUUUAUUUGCCUUACACAGCAUUACGUUUAAACACGUUUAAUUGAACAACUCUGUCCCACCUCAUUAGUUAGUUGUCUAAUUACGUUAUUAUGUAGGACUGAGUUUUUGACUUCGUUUAAAUGCAAAGAGUUUUAAGUACUUUUAAACUGUACAAGUUGAACUCAAACGUGGUCUUUUAUUUAGCUAAGGCAUAAAUAGUUGUUUAGCGUUUUAUUAUAUUCUUUUGUCACAUUCUUUCGGAUUUUAUUAUUGGUGUAAAGUGUUUGUAUUUUUUUUAAGACCAGCACCAUGCUCCCUUAAAUCAAAGAUGCUGGUGUUAAACAGAUUUUCGGCACUUUUAAAUGUAACGCCGAACAACUCUGGCAAUGCGUUGUAUCGGGAAAACAGUGUGACUCGUUGAUAACGGAAGAAAAACAAAAACGAAAUCAUUUUCAAAGUACAUUUUUCUGCACGGUUUGGAGCAUUUCUUUUGCCCAAUGGGAAUGGAGAAAAUGCUUUUGUGUUAAGGUUUUGUUUAUGUAUACGUGAAGAUGUGUAACUUCGUAUGCUGAAACAGAUGGAAGGGGGCACAUAUGAAUAUUUAUAAGGAUGGAAUAUUUAUGAAGCAAAAAAAAAGGAGGAAUGUACUUCUUUAAUGAAUAAAGAUAACAGGACUGAUGCAAUUAUGAAAUGCA
Molecule: messenger RNA, 2449 nt
Organism: Acanthaster planci (crown-of-thorns starfish)
Lineage: Eukaryota; Metazoa; Echinodermata; Asteroidea; Valvatida; Acanthasteridae
Product: UDP-D-glucose 4,6-dehydratase-like
Biological process (GO): nucleotide-sugar metabolic process
Molecular function (GO): dTDP-glucose 4,6-dehydratase activity
Source: RefSeq, a predicted model, not a curated record